Brettanomyces nanus is the source of this 864-nucleotide messenger RNA. RefSeq lists its product as uncharacterized. Gene Ontology annotation, molecular function: small GTPase binding. The transcript has a single exon. The record is from RefSeq and is a predicted model, not a curated record. Gene Ontology annotation, biological process: vesicle-mediated transport. NCBI's taxonomy places the organism in Eukaryota, Fungi, Ascomycota, Pichiomycetes, Pichiales, Pichiaceae. Bases 1 to 864 code for a protein of 287 amino acids. Gene Ontology annotation, cellular component: Golgi apparatus.
AUGUCAGAUCCCUUCAACAUCGAUAAUGAUGAUCUAAUCAUCCAGUCGGAUAACGAUCAGCAGAAAUCGGCUUUCCCUGAACCAAUGCAAGAUGUCACUAUUGACUCCAGUUCACAUGGGAUUAACAAUUCCAUUGACAGCUCUGAGCGCAGAGGUCAUCAAAAAACUUUCACCGGUGGACCGUUUUCUCUAAACUAUUAUAGAAAGUAUUUUGACCUCAAUACCAAGGACUUCUUUGCCAAUUGCUGGAAAAGCUUGAAUCCUUUCACUAAGCUCGAUCAAUACGAGUUUCAACAGGUCGGUGAUCUGUACGGCCCGGUCUGGAUUACGGCCACGCUUAUCUUUUUGCUUUUCUUUUGCAAUUCUGUCGCCCAGAUAAUCACCUCUUGGCUCCUAAACAAGUCUGAAGAUGAUACUGAGACGUUGCAUAUCAACUACUUCAAGAUUCUACUUUCUUCCAUCAAUUUGCUAUAUGGUUACAUUUUUAUUGUUCCUUUAUUGCUCUGGGCAGUGUUGAGGUUUUAUUUCAAAGUUGUGAACGUCAUUCCCGUGACCAAAUUGAUCUCGAUGUACUCCUAUUCAAAUAUACUUUGGAUUCCUGCCGCCCUACUAUCAGUUUUCAGAGGUCUUUUGGCUAACCAUAACAGCUUGGAUGCUGCUCUAAAAUGGCUCUGUAUAGUUAUGGGUUCCAUAUUAAGUGGUGCAGGCAUACUGGUAAGGUUGCACCAAUAUUUUUCGGUAAUAUUUGGCAGUGAAUCCGAGCAAGACAGUAAAAAGCACCUUGGUGUUCUUAUGGGGGCCUUAAUUUUGGCGCAUGUUGGCUUCUCUUUAGGUGUUAAAAUGUGCUUCUUUGGAAAGUUAUAA